Molecule: messenger RNA, 2269 nt
Organism: Pyrenophora tritici-repentis Pt-1C-BFP
Lineage: Eukaryota; Fungi; Ascomycota; Dothideomycetes; Pleosporales; Pleosporaceae
Product: SPS1, Serine-threonine protein kinase
Biological process (GO): protein phosphorylation
Cellular component (GO): nucleus; plasma membrane; cytoplasm
Molecular function (GO): ATP binding; protein serine/threonine kinase activity
Source: RefSeq, a predicted model, not a curated record
AUGACCGAGAAACGGACCUUCUCGGGCAAGGCUCUGUCCACCAACAAAUCCAUCAAUGGCAAGGACGGCCAAGUCUCACAGCGCAUCAAGAACUUCUUCCGCAUCAACAGCAGCAGCGACACCCGGAAGCUUUCCGAUGAAGGCAACGCGCCUGGCAAGAAUGAAAAGUCGGGCUUCCGCCAGUCGAGAUUCAUUCCUCACAUUACCCGCAAUCGCUCGCAGACGGUUGCUAGCGAAGGCAACCCCCUAGACGACUCCGUGUCGCCGACCGCCCACGCCAACCCCUACUUUGCCCACCAGGGACCACCGGCCCUACGCCAUCACAAUGAAGGCAGCGUGCCCCCAUCUCCCCCAGACACACCCGCGAUACCCAAGACGCAAGUGAAUGGUGUCACUGCUUCGGACGACCAUGCUACGACGGCUGGGAAGGAGGAAUUGGCAAGGAAACUGCGAAGGGUAGCUUCUGCUCCCAACGCCCAGGGCUUGUUCUCGUCAGGGAAGUCUACUGAAAGACCGCAGACUGCAGAACUUGGCAAGCAGCCCGUCCUACACCACCCCAACUCGUCCACCCUGAGCAUGGUCGAAACAAAUUCCGUCGACUCGACCCAUCUGCUGCCCACGGACGCCAGCAAGCCGAUACCUUCGCCGGGCCAGAUCCGACAGGCGGCAGCCUUCAGGAGGACUUACAGCUCAAACUCCAUCAAGGUCCGCAACGUCGAGGUUGGCCCGGGCAGUUUCGAUAAAAUCAAGUUGAUCGGUAAGGGUGACGUUGGCAAGGUAUACUUGGUGCGGGAAAAGAAGUCUAGCAGGCUAUACGCCAUGAAGGUCUUGAGCAAGAAGGAGAUGAUUAAGCGGAACAAGAUCAAGCGUGCCUUGGCCGAGCAGGAAAUUCUGGCUACCAGCAACCACCCCUUUAUUGUUACUCUAUACCACUCUUUCCAGUCCGAAGACCACCUCUAUCUCUGCAUGGAAUAUUGCAGCGGUGGUGAGUUCUUCCGCGCCCUACAGACCCGACCCAACAAGUGCGUCGACGAAGAUGCCGCGCGGUUUUACGCUGCCGAGGUCACGGCUGCAUUGGAGUACCUCCAUUUGAUGGGCUUCAUCUACCGUGACUUGAAGCCAGAAAACAUCCUCCUCCAUCAGUCCGGUCAUAUCAUGUUGUCAGAUUUCGAUUUGUCAAAACAAUCUGAUACUGGCGGUCGCCCAACCAUGAUUCUAAGUGGCCGAAGCGGUACUUCCUCCAAUAACCUUCCCACCAUUGACACCAAAUCAUGCAUAAACAAUUUCCGAACAAACUCCUUUGUCGGCACUGAAGAGUACAUUGCGCCAGAAGUCAUCAAAGGCUGCGGACAUACGAGUGCGGUCGAUUGGUGGACCCUUGGUAUAUUGAUUUAUGAGAUGCUGUACGGAACUACGCCCUUCAAAGGCAAGAACCGUAACGCAACCUUCGCCAACAUUCUCCGAGACGAGGUGCCAUUCCCAGAGGGUUCUGGUGCGCCACAAGUGUCAAACCUCUGCAAAGGCAUCAUCCGCAAGCUCCUAAUCAAAGAUGAAACCCGACGACUUGGAUCCCGUGCCGGCGCCUCGGAUAUCAAGACUGCACCAUUCUUCAAGACAACACAAUGGGCGCUGCUAAGACACAUGAAGCCACCGAUCAUCCCACACCAGGGCCAGGGUAUCGAGACUCCCAACUUCCGGAAUGUUAAGGAGUCCCAGAGUGUUGAUAUUGGAGCCUCGAGAGUCAAGGGCGUGCCUUUGGACUCUGGUCUAGCCACGCCAAUGGGCGAAGUGGCAGAUCCAUUUGAAGAGUUCAACAGCGUCACCCUUCAUCACGAUGGAGACGACCAUCACCACGACAGCCACGAUUCCAGUCAAUACAGCCUGACCCAAACCAGUUCUCAUCGGUAGGACCGUGGGUGAUUCACAAAAUAAAGCAUUGUAUGCAUAAGGAGAGGAUCUCCAUGUGUGAUAUUCUCUCGACUCCACUCAUUCGCGUUCCACGGAUAGUAGACAAACAGGUCUUUUCCAACAACGGCGUUUCAACGGUGUUAUACUUCGUCUUCUUCGUGGAUAUUGUCUCGGGCCUUCUAGUCAUCAUCGCAAUUGCAGCAAAAUAUUUCUGGCGUUGUCUGUAUUUCAUUUUCAGAGCAUGGGUUUGUUGAGGAGCAUGUGGUCUAAGGGCGGAAGCAGCUUAGACAGUAGGCAGGAGUGUGGGUGAAAUAGGUUGUUGUAGGAAAGGAAAGGGGCAAUGAGGAAGUCAUUUUUGAAA